Molecule: messenger RNA, 2929 nt
Organism: Pogona vitticeps (central bearded dragon)
Lineage: Eukaryota; Metazoa; Chordata; Lepidosauria; Squamata; Agamidae
Product: rap1 GTPase-activating protein 1
Biological process (GO): regulation of small GTPase mediated signal transduction
Cellular component (GO): cytoplasm
Molecular function (GO): GTPase activator activity
Source: RefSeq, a predicted model, not a curated record
AUCCGCUCGCCCCGACGCCGGCGAUGAGAGAGCUGCGCGCAGGAGAUCUGAUGAGGCAGAGCGCUGCAUCAGUGACAUCUUAGACUCACCCACCCAGGAUCCUCAGGCUGCUCUUAAUUCAGCUGUUCAAAAUAAGGCAGUCGAUUUAUUUGAAAUGAUUGAAAAAAUGCAGAGAAGUCGUUUGGAUGAGCAAAGAUGUUCACUUCCAGCUACACUCAAGAGAGAAGAGGAGUAUAUCCCAUAUCCCAGCAUCCAUGAGGUGUUACGGAGAGGGUGGCCUUACCCCCUCAUUAUCUUACCCCAAUUUGGGGGCUACUGGAUUGAGGGGACCUCUCACAGCCUUCCUGUCUCCAGCUCAGAACCGUUCGAGCUGCCCUCUCCUUGCAGCGGUAAAGUGAAGCUGGAGUGUGACCCAACAGCCAGGCUAUACCGCAAACACUUCCUGGGAAAGGAGCAUCAGAAUUUUUAUGCCAGUGACACAACUUUGAGCUACUUGGUCCUUUCUGUGAAGUAUGAACAAGUUGAAGGGCAAGAUAACCUCCGUCUGUUGCUGAGGACUCGAACGGGUACGAAGCAUGACUUGAUCCCCAUUUCCUGCCUGAAUGAGUUUCCAAAUGCUGUCCAAAUGGCAAAGCUGCUCUGUGAGGAGGUGAAUGUUGACCGCUUCUUUCCUGUGCUGUAUCCCAAGGCUUCCCAACUCAUAGCUGCAUUUGAUGAACAUGUCAUCAGCAAUAACUUCAAAUUUGGAGUCAUCUACCAGAAAACUGGGCAGACCACAGAGGAAGAAGUCUUCAGUAACACUGAGGAGAGUUUGGGCUUCUUAGAGUUCUUGGAACUUCUUGGAGACAGGAUCCAACUGCAGGAUUUCCGUGGAUUCCGAGGUGGCUUGGAUGUUACAAGAGGUCAAACGGGAACCGAGUCUGUCUACACAAACUUCAGGGGCAAGGAGAUUAUGUUUCAUGUCUCUACAAUGUUGCCCUUCACAGAGGGAGAUGCCCAACAGCUUCAGCGGAAGCGCCACAUUGGAAAUGAUAUUGUGGCCAUUGUCUUCCAAGAUGAAAAUACUCCUUUUGUUCCUGACAUGAUUGCGUCCAACUUCCUACAUGCCUAUGUCGUAGUGCAGCUCCAUCAUGGCGCCCUCGGAGAGACUCUUUACAAGGUUUCUGUUACAGCCCGUGAUGAUGUGCCCUUCUUUGGCCCUCCUCUUCCAAAUCCAGCGGUAUUCAAAAAGGGCACAGAAUUCCGUGAAUUUCUCCUGGCAAAGCUUAUAAAUGCAGAGUACAGCUGCUACCAGGCAGAGAAAUUUGCUAAGCUGGAGGAGAGGACUCGCAGUGCCCUCUUGGAGAGCCUUUAUGAGGAACUGCAGAUUCGUAGCCGGAGCAUGAUGGGUUUGGCCUCUGGCGAUGAGGAUAAAAUAGAAAACGGGGGUGGUGGCUUCUUUGAGAAUUUCAAGCGGGUGAUCCGGGGCCGUAGCCAAAGCCUGGAUACCAUGGGGAUAGCCAUGAGGAAACAGCAGCAGCCACCGGUUCCACCCAACCGCCCAGCUACUGCUGGCCUUGCUCUCAACCAAAGUGUCGCCGAGUGCCCCAAGGCUAUUGCUGCGUCCUUUGCCUUGCCGGGGAGAAGCCCGUCACGCAACAGAGGCAGCCGCUUCAGUGGGCGACGUAGUAGUGCCAUUGGCAUUGAGAACAUCCAAGAGGAGAAGAGCAAAGACAUUGCUGAAAGGAUACCGAAGGUAUUGGAGAGUCCAGGGCCCUUCUUUGACCUCAAAUCGGAUGGUUCCUCCAGCCCCAGCUCCCCAGAAUUCCCCAACAGAAAGACAAAAGCCCUUUCCAGCCAGACAUCAGGUUACUGCGUGAUGCAACCUCUGUCUCGUUCUUCAUCCAAUGGGAGCAGCUGUUGUAGUGGAGUGAGAGAGAAUGAAACUUCCGAGGAGGAGGAAAAUGAGGCGGAGUUGAUGUGUUCCCUUGAAGGUCCCCAGAAGCAGGACUCUCUGGUUCAGAAUUCCUGGUUAGAUGAUAGUGUCUGUACACCCAGCAGUACCAGCUCACCAGUAACUCAGCUGCUCCCUUCGAGCAGUGCUUCAGGCUCCAUGGAGAAGGGGAAAGGCAGUAAAGUGGAUGCUCAGCGUUACAGCCCAGCCUCCAUUUUGUGCUGUGUGUGAUGUCAUCGCUGGAGGGGUGUCUCAGUGCAUGCUGGGUAAUUCACAGGAUUUGUUGCUGAAAUGAGAUCUCUCCGUUCACCCUGAGGUUUGGAGAUUAUGCUGGUUUCCCAGAGUCAUUUGAUCUGAUUUGGCUAUUCUGCUUCAUUCAAUGAUAGCUGCACCAAAGGCAGUAAGGAGGUCACCAACCACAACGUUCCGAUGUGGCAUUUGCUUAUCCAUGUGUGUCAUUACAGAUCAAUAACCUCAGAAGGGGAGAACCAAACUGUGUCUAAAAAGGAAGUCUCUCCCAUCUGCCAUAGUCCCUGAAGCAAACAAGAACAGAGUGCUUUUCUGUUUGUUCUUAUCACUGCUAAAAUGUAAGCAUUCAAGACCAAGCUUGGAAAAUUUUGGACAUCUCCUAGAGCCUUUUUGUCAAGGCUGUUUCUGCAUCCACUUUUUUGAGGGAAGACCUCAAAGUUGAAAAGCAGAUUGUGUCACUCUAGGGAUUACACCUGGUUUGUCCACCUCAAAAGGAAUGUUUCGUUAUGGUAAGGCACAUUUGCACCAAAGUACCCAGGUGUCUGAGAGCAGAAGGGGGUUGUGUUUAUUUCAUCACUCAUGGGACUCCCUAGGUCUUUGUUCAGUAGUGCACUGUACCACAUUCACCCUUCUUUCUCCAAAUCUCUGCGCCAUCAAGAACUUGUAAAUGUGAUUCUGUCGCCCCUUGUUACAUGCUUGUGUCUGUAGUGUCUUCAGCUUGCAAUAAAAGACUACUAAUGACCAAUA